CUGCUUCCAGCCGCCGCGGACAUGGCGGAGCCGCGGGACGCAGCGGUUUCUUCACUGCCAGCAGCUACAGAACCUGCCCGACUCCAUCGCAAGAAAGCACCGGAGUUACCAGUCCUAGAGAGGAGAAACUGGUUGAUCUAUCUGCUGUAUGUUCUCAAAGACUACACGGAGUGUAAGGCUGUCAUCAAGGAGCAGCUCCAGGAGUCCUACGGGCUGUGUGAAUAUGCAGUCUACGUUCAAGCUUUGAUAUUUCGUUUGGAAGGAAAAAUUCAGGAAUCUCUUGAACUUUUUCAGACAUGUUCCAUUCUGAACCCUCGAAGUGCUGACAACCUCAAGCAGGUGGCACGAUCUCUGUUUCUUUUAGGGAAGCACAAGGCAGCCAUUGAAGUAUACAACGAGGCAGCUAAGCUCGAUGAAAAGGACUGGGAGAUCAGCCACAACCUGGGUGUGUGCUACAUGUACUUGAAACACUUCAACAAGGCACAAGACCAGCUAAACAAUGCCCUGGAGCUCAACAGACAUGAUCUGACUUACAUGAUGCUGGGGAAAAUUCACCUACUGGAGGGAGAGAUGGACAAAGCCAUUGAAGUCUAUAAGAAAGCUGUAGAGUUUUCUCCAGAAAACACAGACCUCCUUACGACACUGGGGUUGCUGUACUUGCAGCUUGGGGAUUACAAGAAGGCUUUUGAACACCUUGGAAACGCGCUUAGUUAUGACCCAACCAACUACAAGGCUACCUUGGCAGCUGGCAGCAUGAUGCAGGUCCAUGGAGAUUUUGAUGUUGCCCUCUCAAAAUACAAGGUGGUAGCCAGUACUGUGCCAGAAAGCCCUCCACUUUGGAACAACAUCGGGAUGUGCUUCUUCGGGAAGAAGAAAUAUGUGGCAGCUAUCAGUUGCCUGAAGAGGGCAAACUACUUGGCUCCCUUUGACUGGAAGAUCUUGUACAAUCUGGGGUUAGUCCACCUCACCAUGCAGCAGUAUGCCUCUGCUUUCCACUUCCUCAGCGCUGCCAUCAACUUCCAGCCCAAGAUGGGGGAGCUGUUCAUGCUCCUCGCAGUUGCUCUGACAAACCUUGAAGACAUUGAGAAUGCAAAACGUUCCUACAAGCAAGCUGUGGCACUGGACAGGUGCAACCCCCUGGUCAACCUGAACUAUGCCAUCCUGCUGUAUAAUCAGGGGGACAAGAAGGGAGCCCUCUGCCAGUACCAGGAGAUGGAGAAGAAGGUUAAUGUGGUAAAGGAGAGCAGUACCCUUGACUUUGACCCUGAGAUGGUGGAGGUUGCCCAGAAGAUGGGAGCUGCCCUGCAGGUUGGGGAGAGCCUGGUCUGGACUAAGCCUUCUAAAGAGUCUAAAGCCAAGCAGCGAGCAGCUCCCUCAGGGAAAUCCUCCAGCACUCAGCAGCCUUUGGGCUCCAACCAGGCCCUGGGUCAAGCCAUGUCCUCGGCUGCAGGGUAUGGGAAAGCCAUGCAGCUUCCCCCAGGUGCUGGAGCAUCAGCAAAGUCUCCCUCACUCCCUGUGGAGCCAGAACAAGGCCAGGACACCAGCCCUGAGGAGACCUUGGCUGCUGCAGAUGCUGAAGAACAGAGCGAAGAAAAGUGCAAGAGCCAGCAGGCAGAUGACUAGGAUGGACUCUGGUGGUGACAGGCAGGUACAGGGGCUGCCUGCUGACCUCUGGAGUAAGGGACCUGUCCUCUCCCCUGACCCAUGGGUUGACUUCAGCCCACUGUCAGUUAGUCUCGGUGCAGCUGUUUUCUGUUCAUGAGUUUAGCAUGUGGUCUCUUCCUUGUCCCAAGGAGUCAUUGCAGCAAGCAGAAGACUUUCCUGCAUAGCUUCUGUUAGUGUGGUCACAGCUUACUGCUACAGGAGACUGGAGGAUGGAGAUCCAUCUCUCCACAGUGUUGGUUGUCUUCAGCUUUUGGGUCUAAGUGUUCAAGAAGGAUGCUGAGGUAUAUCCAAUAUGUUUAGAAAAGCCAGCAGUGACUUAGCAUCCUGGACCCCAAAGAGGGUCACACUCUUCAGUGGCUGUACUUGUAUGUGACUGGGGAGUAAGGUCAGAGUAAAGCUGGAGUGAGGUCAGCUGUAAUAUGCACAGAGAAGGGGAGAAGUAGAGGAGCAGAAAGCCAGGCUUGGGGCCUGGAGUGAAGGGCUUGUUGCUCCCGAUUUCACAAGGGCACUCCUUGGUAAAAGCUUUCUCAAGGCUGGAAGGAGGAAGCUGGAGCAGCAAGGAGCUACUGUCCCCAAGCAGGGCACUGUCAUGUCACAAGGAGACUGGCUGUUCUGGAAGUGGGGUAGCUACAGCAGCAAAAAAGUCUGCCAAAUGCCUAAUUGUUUGCUGAGAAACAGAGAAAGUGAAGCUGGUGAAGCUCUGUGUCCAUGUGAUCUGACUUCUUCAUGGAUAAUUUAUAUUGCCCAGCAUGGGGGGAGAUUUGAUUGCAGGGGAAAAAAACAAACCAAACCAAAGAGCAGAGCUUCUCGGAACAGAGAAUAUGGUCAGCUUCAGUGUGAAACUGAAAUUGUUUUACAAUGACAGAAGCCAUGCUCUGAAUAAUUUAGUUGUGCCCUGCUUGUAAUUGCAUUUUAGGAGAAAUCAUUCAUGUUAGCUGCAAGGUGGCAAAGCAGCCCAUUGGUGAGCAGAGCAAGGAAUUUUAAUGGUCAUGUGAUACUCAAAGCUUUGAAAAUGUUUCUGUCCUUGAACAGUAAAUUCUGAGCCUUCCUUUUCUUUGCUACUGUCAGUUUGUUCCUCUGGUUCCUGCUUUUAGUUCUGCACUGUUGUGUUAUAUCACUCCAUAAUUAACAAGUCCAACAGAGCAGGGUCAGUAGUGGAAACUUGUCUGUAGCAAGGAGGUAAAAGCAGCAUGACCAGGGCUCUGGAUACAUAAACAUCCUUCAGCUGUGCUUUGUGGUUAGCUGCUGUUAUCCAGAAUGACAUUAAUGCAUCCUUAGAGCACAACCUGUAAUGAAAGUGCUGUCCUGCUCCCUGGAGAACACUGAGCAAGUAGGAACCCUUCAUUUUCCCUCUGCUUUGCUUGCCAAAACUGCCUGCUUUUCUCAAAUGUGGCUCUUUUUUUUUUCCAGUUGUCCUCUGCUGACACGUUUUGUGUAGGUGCAGCUCCAGGGUAGCGCUCCUGUGAGGUUUCCCUCAUGCCAGGAGUUGAAGAAAACAGAAUCUUUUUUUGAGCACUGGUACAUGUCAACAAACCAGACAAGAAGCAGUGUAAAUCAGGUACAGUGCAGCCAUUUUUAUUCACAUUAAACUUUUGACACUGAAAGUUAUUGCAGUGUUAACAGAGUGGCUGUGGAGGUUUGAGAUUGCUGAGCAAGGGUAGGCCAGGUGUGGGAAUGCUUUACACUCCUCCCCAAACUGCAGUUCAAGACAAUAACAAUUGAUUGCUGUGAUAUUUUAGUCAUACCACAAAGGCUUUCAUGCCUUUCAUGAUAUGUUCCUUUCAGUCCAAGGAACAAUGACCAGGACAGUGUGGUUACACCAUCUUUGCUGAUCGAGGAAGGUUUUUCCGUCUAUAUGCUCAUGACCCUUUGUUUUGAUAUUACUCCUUGCUUUCCCCUGCCUUCUGCUUGUUGUAAAAAAGAAAGUGAGCUUAAGACUGUAGCAUUUUGAAACUCUUUUGCUAUAUUUAAUAGCUGGGAGCAGCCCUGGUCCUGUUGCUGUUCUCAGCUCAGAGCCCACCAGGGACAAAGAUGUGUCUCCUCCUCUCAUGCAGUCCUUAUUACCUUCCUGGUGUGGGGAUGCUUUUAGAGGGUAAAUGGUACACAUUAGGGUACAUUUGGAGGAAAGGUAUUUAAAAUACAUAUAUAUUGGUGAAAAGCUUAUGCAGCCACUUAAGGGGUUCUAUGAAGAGAUGUGGUAGCACCUUGAGACUUUUUGGAUUGGAACAGAGCAAAAGGGAGUUUCAUCUCUAAGGAAGUGUUUUUCAAUAUGAAAUUACAUUAGGAUAAUAAAUAGAACUGCAA
Messenger RNA from Calypte anna (Anna's hummingbird), 3969 nucleotides. It is a transcript of the gene BBS4, whose product is annotated as Bardet-Biedl syndrome 4. Gene Ontology annotation, cellular component: ciliary basal body. NCBI's taxonomy places the organism in Eukaryota, Metazoa, Chordata, Aves, Apodiformes, Trochilidae. The coding region runs from base 22 to 1623 and encodes 533 amino acids. Gene Ontology annotation, biological process: cilium assembly; protein localization to cilium. Gene Ontology annotation, molecular function: protein binding. The transcript is spliced from 16 exons. The record is from RefSeq and is a predicted model, not a curated record.